Molecule: messenger RNA, 15994 nt
Organism: Pocillopora meandrina
Lineage: Eukaryota; Metazoa; Cnidaria; Anthozoa; Scleractinia; Pocilloporidae
Source: the annotation of a GenBank genome assembly
AAUCAAGAUAACAUAUCAUGAAACUUUAGAUGAUUCUAUAACGGAAGAAUUUAUCAAAGCGAAAAAAUGCUUGUGUUACUGUUUUCUACUCUCUUAUUUUACGGAGCUACUGUUUCUGAAGGAAAACGUGAGUUGAAAAUUUUUUAUUCUAAUUACAAGAUAUUUAACUUGAAUAACGAGUAUCAGUCAACAGAAAAGUUGAUGCUCUCCCAUUAAAUUAAAAUGAUUAGUUUUGGAAAACGACCAAUAGGUUCUCUAAUGUAAAAAAUUAACUUAAAAUAACUGGCGGAAGUUUGUUAAAAGAUUAAAAAGCUUUCACUUCUUGGUUACCGCGAGGGUCUUAUGUCGUGAACUCUAUUUCAUCGAGUGCGUUUCUAACAAAAAGAUGAAAGCAUAUCUCAUAGACCAUCCACUUUUUUCUUCAGAAUGAACGACGUUCAUGACUUUAAUUCAAAAAUUUGUCUUGUUUAAGAGCUAAAUUGUAUUUAUGUCGAGAACGGAGAAGUUACAAUGGAAUUAAGAAGCAGCCAGUUUUAGAAGGAUUGUUUUCUUCACCUCCGUUAAAUAAUCUUACUUCAGCAUGCGAAAAACUUAGUCGUUUACAUUGUGUAAAAAAUUAUUGUCUCGAAAAACUGCUUCUUUUUCGGCGACAGUGGAUCGUUCAUGAACGAGAUAGUAUUUUCCUCACCACCUGACAAAGAACAGACAUGGAACAGCCAAACUCUGAUUUUUGAUACGAGAAAAACCCGUUCGUGGAAAGCGUAAAGUGUUGCAAUAAAAUUACAAUAUUUUUGUCGGGAAUUGACUUUGAAAGCUCGGCUCGUUCGACAAAUUCAAACUUUUAAGGCUCUACUGUCUAGUGUUCGGCAGCUGUGAAUUCGCCGAGGUUCCAUGUAAUCAAAAUUCGGUUCAAGUGGGAAAAUGUUUGUUGAAUAUUUUCGGAUCGUAUUGCAUAUGGUGAUAGAAAAAGGCAGAUAGCGGUGUUAUUUCCUGUGUUCCAAAUUCCGUCCUUUGAUAGCAAUUUGAUCAAGAAUCUACCGUUUUCGUCUAACUCACCCACAGAAAAUUGUACCAUGAGCUCUCCCAAUUGUUAUUCCUUGCCGAUUAGGUGUACCCAUUUCUCACCCAAAGAACUACACUAUUCGUCUUUUUAGAAGAGAAAUCAUAUGGAUUUUUUUUUCAUUUACGCCCUGGGUAUGCCAAAAUCCUCAUAGCUGCCUUUUAACUCGAUCGGCGAAAAUAUUUUGUUUAUUAGAGAAGUUUAAAAUGUUAUCACACAGAAUUUUCGUUUAAUCCUAAAAUUUCCCGGUUGUUUUCAAGAGAACGACCUCCGAGUAGUAAUGAUUAAUGCCCUCUUAAACUUCUUGUGGAGGGUUUUGAGAAAGUAAUAAUUAGGGAUAAUGCAAUUGGAAAUUUAAUUUUUUGGGGGAUAUCUACCCGAUGAAUUGAAAAGCCAAAAUUACAAUGAAACGUCCGAAACCGAUUGACAUAAUUUUAACAUUUUAAGCUCCAGUGCAACGAAACGUGAUUUAUUGCAUAUAAGAGACCUUAAGCUGUUGCGUAAUUUUUAAGUUAUUCAGGUCUAUAUCAGAGCCUCGCAAGUAAGCUGCAAUUUAAGAAAUUAAAGAGAAGAAGCCCAUGAUAACUUGGGCUUCGAUGUCAGGGAUUCAAACCCGUGAAACGUUCCUCCAAGAUGAUGGCGGGAGAAUUGUAAAGUUAAAUGGGUUCUUCGUUUCCGGAGAGGAAUCCAAUGAGAUUUAAAGUUAUGUACCGAGUAAAAUUGCUGCGCGACGUCUUUCUGUAAAGUAGCUAAUCUUUCCCUCAGAUCUUUUUGAUUAUCCAAUAUUUUUAUUAAUUGAAUGAUUCUUUUCAGUUUACAGAUUGGUAGUUAAAACCGCGGACGAAGCAUUUGCCGGCACCGAUGCCACAAUUCGCAUCCGAAUGCAAGGCUCAAAAGACGGAAAGAUAGAAAGAGAAAUAAAAGGAAGCUUUGAACAGGAUAAGUAAUGAUGAUGAAAAUUAUUAACAUUAUUAUGAUAAUGAUGAUGACAACGACAACGAAGACAAUGAUGAUAGCGGUGUCAAUGGCAACCUAAGAAGUUGAUGAUUAUAUGACUACAAGAAGUUGACGAUGAAGUUGAUGAUGAUGGUCGAUCAUAUAAUGAUCGGUCAAAUAAACUAUGCUGCAAAAUCUGAGCAUUAUGAUUUUGAGCGUCCUCUCUGAAAACAAGGCAUCGUGCCGAAAAUUAAGCUCAAUAAUUUUCAUGAUGCUCAAUUUAAUUAAGCAAAAGAAAAAUAGCCUUUAAGAGCCGCUAAACCCCUUCUCUGACAUUUCUGCCACCAACGAGUAAACCUUGCUAAGAUAAAAAGCCUAAGGAGGCUUGAACACAACAUUUAGGUAAAUCAAAUUGCUAAAGUGCAGGCAAGGAAAGCAGGCUUACUGUUGACAUUAUUUAGGAUAAAGAAUUUAUCGCUCGUUGAACUGUGACAUCAAUGAAUGUUUCAGAAGUUUAGUCGUUAUGUUGGCAUUACGCUCGAUGCUCUGACUUUAGCGUUAUACCAAAAAGUGUGCCAGCAUGAUUUAAUCUGACCUUAAUUUUAAUUGCUUAGUUCGUGCUUUACAACAAUUAAAUCUACCAUGCAUGUGGAGAACAAUCUUUCAUGCCUGUAAACUGCUUUGCAUCUAAAAACUUUGCUUCAUCAUAAAUUUUGUCGUUUUGAUAAGAUUUUGAGUAUAAGUUGCAUUAUUUCUCUUCCACGACGUAUAGAACUGACAACAUUGAUGUAGAUGACUACGACAUUGGAAAUGUCACAGGAAUGGACAUUAAACGUGAUAACAGUGGGAUUUUGCCAGAUUGGAAACUUGACAAGGUAAAUUGCUCAUAAAACUGAGGAUAUACAAAAUACUUGUAGUUUUGUAGCGUAUUUACUGAAACUGGGAGGCCAACAGGUGAUCAAAACCAAUCCGAGGACAGAAGUGAAACUGGCGAUAGACUCCAACUUUUUUAAAUGCAGCCAAGUAUGUGUAGGGCACAGAAAGGUGACAGCUCAACUGGAUCUUUGACCGUUGCCUUUUUCACUUUUUCAGUGUUAGUUUAACGUCAAAUGUUGGUAUUUCAGUAUUUUCGCAUGCUUGAAGACCGCAGGAGUGUAACUUAAAAAAAAUCAUCUUCCGCAUUGUGUCUUUGGCUGUUUAAGAAAAUAAUUAACGAGAAAGCGAGUUUCACUAUAUGAUCUAUUUCGGCCAAGUGUAUGAAAGGCUUGAAUUGUCCUAUAGUUUUUUCUAGGCGGCCUGUUUCAGCAGAUCUGUUGCAGAACAAAAAUUUUCAUUUUUAGAAAAUGUCAUCUCUCUUUUAUGUACAACAAGUGAAGUCUGAAAAACUUCCGUCAAUAGUCUUCAAGAUCACAAGUGCUUGAGUUGUGUAUGUAAUUGUGAUAUUAAAAUCACUAUAAGUUAACAUGAUGUGAUAUCCUCCUGGGUCAUAGCAAAUUCAUUGUAUCGUUUCUAUCUUUCUAGAUCACCAUCCAUGUCGCUGGCGCUGUAGACAGCAUCUUCAAUUAUAACGCCUGGGUCCCCAAAAACAAGUGGGUUAAAUUAACCCGUAAGUAACUGUACUCACCUUGUGCGUUGCUGAGAUUUAUGUUUUACGCGAAUAUUGAUCAGCCAAGAGAAUUCUUCGCAUGAGUAAGAUUCGCAGCACAAAUUUGGCUAUUUUUCAUGCUUUUGAGAUAAAAAGUAAUUUGGGUAAGUCUUUUUGGCUUAAGAGUCACGAGGGUAAGACUACGCAUGCUUAAGAGUUUGAGGGAAAUAUCUGGAAAUAUCAGCCUUGGACAUUUAAAAAAGAGCAUGCUUUGUAAAAAUGCCGACAAGGAUGGGUCAUUUUAAUAUUGAUGGGGAGAGGAGUUUUCAAAAACUGCAAAAUGACUCCUCUGAUUUCUUUUUCUAGAUGUUAGUUUUAAGGUUUAGCGACUUUUUGGGAACAAAUGUUUGCAAUGCAAAAAAAUAGAGAUUUCUGGUGAGAGCUAAAGUUUUCAGGAAUUUCUUAUUAAGGUAGCGGAACAUUGACAAAAAAUAUAACGGAAUAUCGUCAAAUUUUCGACUUAUUAAUUAAUCAAGAAGAGGGAAUAUUUCUUCAGAAUUUUUUCUUGUACGGAAGCUAAUUUUUUGUAUAGAUGACCAUAUGCGAAACUCGCAAUAUUACGGUAAGCACCCGCACGAUUUUCGUGCCAAGAGGAAAGACUCAAGACUUGUGUUUUAAACCCGUACACUGCACGUCAAAGAACUCGUUAAGGAUUUCUUGGUCGAUCGUCUUCUGUGAGUUAUACUGUUUCUUAAUGAGUUAAUUUUCUUCAUUGUUGCUUAGUCUGAAUUUUCUUUCAGUCUCUUGUCCAAGUGGAUUUCGCAUAAAUGCAAAGGGUUACUGCGAUGGUGAGUUGCUAUUGUGUUAUAUUGAUUUGGUCAUUGAUCUAAUCCUUUUUUUAGCUGGGUUCCCUGUUCGCCAGUUUUUCCCGCCUUUUAGAUCACAUAACCUCCGUGACUCGGAAUGUUCUGUGUAAUGUCGGUCGUUUGGCUGUUUUGUUAUUAAUACUUACAUUGUUAAUUGCAUGCUAUGGCACCGCAUAUUCAAUUAAAGUAACGAAAUCUGCUACUAUAAAGUUGGAGAAAUUUAAAUCAUUUACAUUGGUUCGUUGGUCUUUACACAACUAUUGUUUUAUGCGUCGGCGUUCGUACAUUACAACAUGAGCGGUCGUGUACGUUGAGACACACGAGAAAAUAAAACCUCACUGUAAAGUAUUAAAUUGAACUUCAACCUUUAAUCAAGCCAAUAAAAACUGUCCAUUUUCUGGAAUAUGGUGAAUUGAGACAAUUAUGGUUUGACUAAGUUGAUUGUGUCAGUGUCCUAGGUACUUUUUCAAAUCAUUUAUAAAGUUCUAAGACGUUUUCGCACAGGCGGAAAAAUUCCCUGCAAAUCAGAGCAAUCCAGAAAUGGAUGUAUGUUAGGGCGUGGUAGGGGAGGUUUGGAUGGGGCUGUGCCACUGAAACAAGGUCCUUUUAGCUGCUCUUCUUUAAAAUCGAGUAGAAUCUAGGCAUUCUUAGUCAGCCCUUAAGAAAAAGCAGAUUUGGAGCUGAUUCAAUAACACAUUUUGAUUUGUAUUGGUUCCAGUCUUGGAUGUGGAUGAAUGCAAACAAAAUCCUCCCAUUUGUGUACCCCCGGCCGAGUGUCAUAACACCGUGGGCUCAUACUACUGCCAGUGUCCACGUGGUUACGUCAAAAAAGCAAAUUCAAACACCGAGUGUGAAGGUAUUGCGAAAAAUGUCUGUAUCUUAUGUUGAGUUUUCAUAACUAUUGCCAUAGCUGUUAUUAUCAUGCUUCAUCAUACAAAACAAUUAUCUAACCUCUCGGAAAUUCUCUUUAAAUGUGCGAAAAAUGCGACUACGGCACUGCCAUUAUUUUUUUGAAAAGGACUCAGUCAUCUAGCCAAUACAAGCAGAGCCACAUUGCAUAGCUCUAACUAUCUCAAAUAAAUAUUCAUCUGAGUCAAGAAUACCAUUUGGUGAAGGUCUCGAUUGUGUAAACUGUUAUGUACCGUAAAUAGACGGAAUAAAGAGAAAUGAGCCCACCUCUCCCCUAAUUGUGCUUCUCUAUUCAUUAGAUGUGAAUGAGUGCAAUCAAGGUCAACCGUGUGAUCCGGUGACGUCAAAAUCUUGUGAGAAUCUUCCUGGUGAUUACAAGUGCAUUUGCAAGGAUGGUUACCAGAACUCAAAUACAAAGAAAUGCAUAAGUAAGAAUCCCCUUGACAAUCGGCUCGAAAUUUUGAUGAAGUAAUUUUCUAGUGAGCCCAAAAAUGCAUGUAAAAAUACACCUUGGUAAUUGAUCAGGGAUAAUUGCCGCGCAUCCUCGCUAGUUAUCAAUUAUUGUUCCACCACACCGCCAUAGGGCAAUGAACCAAAUGUAAUUUUCAUCUGAUUGUACGAAACUAGUUUCCAGCAAAAAAAAAUCGAAAUUAUUUCGCUUUAUUGAAACGCCUUUCCUGGACAAAACAAAAUAUAAUCAUAGACUAUAGCGCGCUCUAUUGCGUUCGCUUUGAAAAAGUUUUCUCAGUGCAAGUAUUUCUUUAAUGUAACGAGGUGCGAAUAAACUUCGUGGAAAAUAAAUAUUGGGACAAAAUGCGAUAUAACUUUAAUUACAGAAGAUUUGUCUCGGUCGUGAAAAAGAACUUUAAGUUUGUCGACUUUUUUACUCUUUCUUUUUUUUUUUUUUUUUUUUUUUUUUUUUUUUUUUUUUUUUAAUCAUUAUCCCUUUCUUUUAUUUUUUCCAGACAUAAAUGAGUGUUCUUUGGGUACAGACUCUUGCGACAAGUCUAUCUCAACCUGUCACGACGUCGGUGGAACCUAUUUUUGUGUCUGUAAGGAAGGUUACACUCAGGGAGCCAAUAACAGGAUUUGUCAACGUAAGCUAACUUCAAUGACUUCUCGUUGAAGCUGAUCAAUAACAUCAUUGAAAAAAAAUUAACUAAUCAGAUGUCACGAACCAGACUUAGAAUGCUCAACUGCGAGAGAACUCUUCAGUUGACCUUGACUUCCGCUAAGGUUGUUGAAACGUUAGUCUCUGUUUCCAUCAACAAUCCUUCUCAGGGCUUUUCUUACCCAGACGAUGAGACCACAUUAUCAAACAUUCUAUUAGAUGUUUAAGAGAAAAACAGAAAUGCACAUUUGAUGAGGAAUGCUGAAACAAGCAGUUUUAAGUCCAUUUAAAAUUGUACAUAGUAUACAAGAAAUAUGGGUUGCCGCAACUUAACUUGCAGAUUUUACGUUACGGCAUUUUUAUGUUUACUGUCUCCGAUGCGACGAGCGGCGCUUAUACGAGGGCGGCGAUUUUAAUUAUUUAAGUCUGUAACUUUUUGCUCAACCUGAUUCCAGUUCACAUCCAUAAAACGGAUUACGCCAGUCAAAUAUGGCCGCAGUCUCGUUCAAAAUCUCUUUCGUAUCCGCUUCUGUAGAAUCUAAACGCGGGAGAUCUGGAAGCAACUUUGCAAACCCAACAACAGUAUUUCCCGCUAAAGAGCCACACCCCCCUUUCUUUCAAAGCUAAGUGGUCCUUUUCUUUUUUCGUCCAAAAACCAGCUGUCAAAUGUGGUGCCCUCAGCGUAUCCUCCAGAAGCAAUGUGACACCACCAAGAUGCACUCAACUGGAUUCUAAUGUCUUUGGUGAUAAAUGCGUGAUGACGUGCAAAGACGGUUACGUCAUGGAUGACAUCCAACACGGAACUCUUACCUGUAGCAAAUCUGGCAGGUGGGAGGGAAACAUGGGCACGUGCAACCGUAAGUAUAGGAAAUCUUGUGCUUCUUGAUAUAUUCAGUCAACUGCCUUUCUACUCACUACUUUUUCAAAAUUGGGCUCUAUUUAAGUGAGAAAGAGGGCUGAAAUUUUUCCGAUGUAAAUGCCGCAUCUCGGUUACCGAGAUGGAAUUUUCGAUAUCGCUGAGGUUCACUGCUCAUCUCGCAAACUAAGGCGAUUUUUUUCCGGAAUGAACGGGAGAAAAAAAACGUAGUACCACCAAUCGAGGAUCCCCAUGGGGUUAGCUUCGAGUCGCAACAUGGCAAAGAAAAAAUAAACCGUUUGGCGCAAAAAUUGACAAAUUUUAACCGUUGGACGUGAAAAAAAUUUUAACCGUAUUUUCUUAUUACCGCAACGGAAAGAAAUGAACCGUUAGCUGUACAAUUGCAAAAUUCUACUCGUUUACAUUCUUCCAUUGAGGCCUUCCUAAUCGGGCAAGCCAACACGAGGGGGCUGGGAACUAACUUACCUUUCUCAUUUAUCUUGCCUCGUUUCAAUUUAUGCAAAAGUUGAAAAGUUUCCACAAUUGGAGUGGAAGUGUUUAGUGGUUGGUAAAAAAUUGGUCGUGUGUGGAAAAAAAUACAACAAAAUUUUGUAUCUGUGUUUUGACAGCUGUUCAGUGUCCUGCCUUGCCAGCCAUUGCAAAUGGUAAUAUAUACCCCUCAACAUGCACAACUACUGGCGUAAGUUACACACAUUUGUGUACGUACAGUUGUAGAAGCGGUUAUCAGCUCUCAGGGUUGGGGAGUAGACAAUGCCUAAAGGACAAGACCUGGAGUGGAGUGGCACCGGCUUGUAGUCUAAGUAAACAAUAACAAUUUCAAUUUUCGUGUAGUGUAUUACUCUGUUUUCUUUGUUAGUCUGUUUUGUUUUCUUACAUUUAGGAAAAAAGCCAUCGAAUAUGCGUAAACUCGGACAUUCUUUUCGACUUCAUCUUUAACUUUCUACUUUUGCAAUGAAAGAGGAAACAAAAAAGUAUUUUAAGGUGGUUAUCACUUUCUCGAUUCAUUUUUCCAUGCAAAUUUAAGGAAAACAAAAAGAAGAACAUUGGUUCUUAUCUGCUUUUAAUACUAUCUAAUACUUAAUGACAAAGGAAGGAAUUCUUCAAUAGACUGGACUUAGUUUUGAACUUAAAGUAAAGGAUCAUUCUGAAAUUUCAACUUGGAACUUAUCUAAUGAACGGUCUUACUUGUUUUAUCUUAAUCAACAUCAUGCUUGUUUUCUUUGCCGUCGUUUGAUUUGCUAUUAUUGUCGUUGUCAUCGAUAACAAUAUCAAUAUUAUUAUCAUUAUCGGCUAUCUUUAUCGUCAUUGUUAUCGUUAUCGUUAUCAUUAUCGUAAUCGUUACCGUCAUCGCUAUCAUUAUCGUUAUCGUUAUCAUUAUCGUUAUCAUUAUCGUUAUCAUUAUCGUUAUCAUUAUCGUUAUCAUUAUCGUUAUCAUUAUCGUUAUCAUUAUCGUUAUCAUUAUCGUUAUCAUUAUCGUUAUCAUUAUCGUUAUCAUUAUCGUUAUCGCUAUUAUUAUCGUUAUCAUUAUCGUUAUCUUUAUCGUCAUUGUUAUCAUUAUCGUUAUCGUUAUCAUUACCAUUAUCAUAAUAAAUAUCAUUAUCGUUAUCGCUCAUCACCAUUAUCAUCCUCGUCAUCGUCAUUUUCAUCGUCACCGUAAUUGCCAGUCACUGUAAUUGUCAUUCUCAUAAUAACCAUUAGUUUUGUGGUAAGUGGAUAUGUGGAAAAACAGGCGGAAAUAUCAGAAAGUGUGAAAUGUUAACUUCAUGUCACUGACAAGAAGCUGAGUGGUGAGUUAUGACAAAAUUUUGCUUGGCUAGCCACAACAAAUUACCACACGAUAGUGUGUUGAUUUUGUUUUCAGUUGUAAGCAAGCCUUGGAUCGAGUGUCCGGAUAACAUAAGACAAGUUUUAGCCCCAGGAAAAGAUAAAGCUGACGUUAGCGCUGUGUGGAAGUUGCCCGUUUCGAACGUGCAGGAAGUGAAAAUCAACCCGCCUGAAAUCUCCAAAGAUUACCUCUUCCCUCCAGGGAUGACAAAAGUCGAUUGGACAGUGUCCAACUCAGCAGGAACCGCUAGCUGUUCUAUGUAUGUUACUAUCAGUGGUAAGUGACUUAGUGAACGCAUCCUCUGCUUACAAAAUGAUGAGGCAGCGUUACAGCGGUGGAACAGCUUUAUAGAUGUCACGCCAUACCCGCGUGAAGCUUAAAACAAAGUUUCCUAAUCUGAACACGUUUAAAGAUCUCGCUUAUGCAUAAAAGUAACUUUAGAAUGGGUGUAAAGAUCCAAAAGAAUACAAAUUUGCCACGGCCAAAACCCGAAGAAUGUGACGACAAUUUUUUUUUUUCAGAUGAAGAGCCUCCCAAGGUCGUGAGCUGUCCCAGCGAUAUCUAUAAAAUUUCCGACACACCCAAGGCUGUUUCUUGGAUUGAGCCGACCUUCAGUGACAACGUCGGAGUUACAAAUGUGGAGAACCAAUACAAAAGUGGCGAUGUUUUCCAGUUUGUUCCAACUAAAGUUGAAUACAGAGCGUUCGAUGCAGCAGGAAAAAGCGCAAAAUGCGAGUUUACCGUGACACUCAAACGUAAGUUCUGCCUGAUUUGUUCUGAAUAAUGAGUAAGGUCACGAAGUUCUGUUCUUGGGAAAGAAAUUUUACCAUUUCACAUGGAAACUAACCUAAACGUUCAUUGAUAUGUAUCUCUCCCCCAACCGCACAAAUGUUGUUGUAGCUCGAGCUGCACGGAAGAGGCUAAUCCUGAAGGAGAGAUAGCACAGCUACGAAAGGUUCCUAUUUUUCUUUCUGUAACGUGCACGUAAUAUUCGCGCAGAAAUAAUGAAAAACCUAAUCGUACUUAAUAGAAAGCCCGAAGGUGCGUUCAAAAAUUAUCGAAGAUGGGAAAACGUAGGCUCCUUUCGUAAGAGUUUAUAAAGGAAAAUGAAAGCUAUAGCAUAAGUUACACGUAGAGCGUCCGAGUUCGACUGAAUGAUUAUAUAUGAAAGUCAUGUACGUGAAUUCCGGAUCAAUCGACUGUCAAAGUUUUUUGUUAAUCAUGAGCCAAAUCACUAAGCGGUCUCUUGCAAUGAAAAGUACCAUAACAACAUAUUUAAAUCUCUAGGACCGUCUUGCCACGACCCUGAUGGCCCUGUUGGUGGCACCAAAUCAUGUAACAAGGUCAGCAGUGCAUCUUCAUUCUGCACCGUUCAGUGCCCCAGUGGAAGUAAUCUGUACAAGCCACCACCUAACGUUUACUUUUGGCAGUGCAAAAAUGGAGUCUGGAGUCCUUCUAACACAAUUCCGGAUUGUGUCGGUAAGACAAGUAUUCGAUGUUUUUCUUUUAUUUGUUGCUAACGAGAGUAGGUAGCGGACGAGAAAGAAAGCGAAAACGAGGAUGAGGAAGAGGAGGAAGAGAAAGACAGAGGUUAGAGGACAAGGCGGAGGACGGGGACGAGGAGGAGGGGAUGGAGGAGGAAGAGGUCAAGGACAAAAGGAGGAGGACGAGGACGAGAAGGAGGAUGGGGACGAGGAGGAGGGGAUGGAGGAGGAAGAGGUCAAGGACAAAAGGAGGAGGACGAGGACGAGGAGGAGGGGAUGGAGGAGGAAGAGGUCGAGGACAAAAGGAGGAGGACGAGGACGAGAAGGAGGAUGGGGACGAGGAGGAGGGGAUGGAGGAGGAAGAGGUCGAGGACAAAAGGAGGAGGACGAGGACGAGAAGGAGGAGGAGGAGGAGGAGGACAGGACGAUAUCGAGAACGACGAGAAGGAAGACAAAGACGAGGACGAGAUCGAGAAUGACGAGAAGGAGGACGGGUAGGAGGAGGAGGAGGACAAGGACGAGAUCGAAAACGACGAGAAGGAAGACGGGGACGAGGACGAGGAGGGGGACAAGGACAGAAGGAUGAAGACAAGGACUAGAUUGAGAGCGACGAGAAGGAGGAGGAGGGAGACAGGGAAAUGAAGAGGAUAAGGAGGACAUCGAGGGAGAUGAAGAGGAGGACAGAACAUGGGCGAGGAUAGGAUGAGGAGGACAGGGACAGAGUAAAAAUGAGGAUGAAGACGAGGAUAAGUGUGAUGACAAGGACAGAACGAGGAAGAGGAGGACGGGGGGAAGGGGAAAAGACGUGGAUUAGGACAAGUACGAGAACGACGACAGAACGAGAAGGAGGUAGACAGAAUCAGGCCUAUGACAUGGAAAGAGCGACGAGGACGAGGGGGAGGGCGGAAACGGGGAAAGGAAGAGUAGAGGACGAGGAGGAUAACUGAACGAGGAGAAGGAGCGCAAAGCAAGGAGGGGGAGGAAGACAGUACUUCCAACUGAGAACGAAAACUAGUUUUAACAGGGUCCUUGAGACCUGGAAUCGCUUCUCUGUAGACAUUAACUUCGAAGCAAAGAGCGGCAAGAGGAUCAGUAGAAGUAGAAAAAAUCCAUUGCUUCGCCAUGUUUCCUUCUUAUUUAAUUAUUUGGGCAAGUAGUCUGCCAUUUAUUUGGGGUUAAUUUUGCUUUUUCUUUUUUUUUUCUUUAAUGUCCAGUUAGAUUAUCCAUUAAACUAUAAUAAAUACAUAAAAAUACACAAGAUUAAAUAAGAAAAACGUAAGUGGAAAGCUUGAGGUAAGACAAGAGUCAACUAUGUCGGACCUUUGCGCAGUAGUAGUGGGAGGGAAGUAAAUUUUCUGCGCAUGUCAGAAUUCUACUAAGUCAGACAUACCAUUUGCAGUGUCCUCCAAAAAAGAACCGAACACGACGUGCGAAGAAGGUCGAAUCGAAAUGACAGUAACCGUCUUUUUUAAACAGGAAUUGCAUUGUGGUGAGUUUACAAAAGUGAUUUGGCUUACAGUUGCGUGAAAAGCUUUCUGUGGAUGAGAUUGGGUAUGAAAAGAUAGUCGCCCUUCUUACAUCUUACUCCAACCCAUUUAAGGGAAAUCUUUGUCAAAGCGUUUUAUUAGGUAACAUAGUAGCCAGGUUGACAAUUUACAUGAUUAGGCUUGCAAUUAUUUUAAAGGAUAUAGAGUACUUUUGAAUGGGAAUUUUUAAGAUAAAAACAUUCCAUGCUACUCAUGGUUCCAAUUUAGGUUUUUAUUUUAUUUUUCAAAAAUCGAUGUCUAUUUUCGAUCGAAGGGCAGACAGAAGUGAAGUGUAAAUUGCGGUCACUUUUUCAAAUUGCUUUUGAUUCCUACGAAGGGUUACAGCCAUUGACAGAAGAAGGGAUGAUGUUACUAAAAACUAAUAAAACUUAGAGGAGUUGAAACUUUGAAAAAAAAGUUGAGACUAGAACACAGUUUUUGCAAAGAGGUGUAGUUGCUUGACAAAAGGCGCCCACAGAUUUAAUAAACACUGAGCCGUACUUUUGGAAAAGGGUCACGAGAUAAUGUGGGUAGAAUGGUAAAGAAAAUGAUUAAUUGGAAGGAAAGCCAUUUCAAUACGAGCUCAGAAGUGAGACUUUAUAGUCAUUCAAGGUUCGACUUCAAGGCAUUGAAAACAGUGUACCGGAGGUUAUAUAGAUUUGGUUUGAUAGUUCAAGCUAUCUUUUCCUUUUUUAAAACCUUUCUACAGGUAAGUGUCCUGCUGGCAUGUACCAAUCCUCGAAUACUGAUUGCAGUCCAUGUCCCGCGGGAACUUACAAUGAUCAGCAAGGACAAACACAGUGCACGCUUAAGUGUCCCGCGGGUACUUCCUCGUUACCGGGAGCAAGUUCCGCUGUUGAAUGCCGAAGUGAGUUGUUUUAGUUGUACAUAUAGGCAUUUAAUACGCAUGCGCCAAGAAUAACAGAAUAUGAGAAAAAAAAAUUAGUUUGCUUUCUGUAUUUAUAAAAGUCACGUUGUGAUAUUUUGAGUUAGCAAAGGUAAUAGACAACAAAGACACCAAAGAGGUAGGAGCAUACAGAAAAAGGACUGAGGAUUGGUAGUUUCAACGUUUUUAGUUACAUUUUUACGAUCUAUUUUUCUGACAUAGCUGAAUGAAGUUUGCCCAUGUCACGAAUUCAUUUGUGAGCUCGGGGCAAUAGUAUAUAUUAAUUAGAAAAGUUAAGAACUUUAUGACCCUUCAUCCAGUCAAACCACUAUUUAGCUAGCCUAAACUAACAACUGUGGCAAACGAGCGCCUAGCACUCAUAUCGACAUACAUGCAGUGCAACCUGUACAAACUGCAUUUUCGGGGUCGAAAUAGAAGAGCUUGCGGCUGAGUUUUGAUAAGUCUGCAAGGAUAGAGCUAUGGCGCACAAAGGCCCUUCUCAGCCCCUCUUAUAGAACGGCCUGUAAUGAAAGUUUUAAGAUAAACCCUUGUACUUACGUACUGAUCCUGGGAAAAAAACCGCGCCGCUCUUCAAUUUCCCCAAGAGUGUGCCAUUUUAGUACAAUGUUGUUAUGGUUCCGUACGUGGUCCCACGUGUGCAGUUCCCCCGCUCCCCUACCCUCCACGGCCUCAUUUCAAUAACAUACUAAGAUAUUUAAAAUGCAAAGUAACGUGGACAAUUUCUACCUUACAAUCUCCUUGACAAAAUGCAAUCCCACCCUUUCUCGGAUAGUAUGCAACUGGUUAGCAACUUCAAAAGAAGGUAUCAUUACAUUUCAAUCUGACUUGUACAACCGAACAAGAAUAUUUUCUUCCCUUAAAGAUCUUUUAAUCGGGAGAAAUAUGAGAUAUGAUAUGAUUUAAGCAUUUAACUGGCCUUUGUGUGUUGUGAAGUCCAUAGAGCGAUCGGCCAAUAAAAUGCGAUUAAAAAUAAGUUUUAUGAUGGGUCUAGUUACCAACAACGUUGAUUAUCAACCAAGGAAUUUGAGGCCUGAUGUGACGCUUAUAUACACCAAAUGCUUAUUUCAUUCUAGACUUAUGUCCCCCUGGAAGGUUCUCCUCUGAUGGCCUGGGACCGAAUUGUCUGGAUUGUCCACGUGACACAUAUCAGGACAAACCUCAGCAGACAGAUUGUAUCUCGUGUCCGAACGGAGCCAGCACUGUCGCAGCAGGCUCAAGUUCGCUUAAUGAUUGUGGAGGUUUGUUUAUUUUUGCCCGCAAAUGCCGUAUUGUUCCCGGCCGGUAAGAAAAGUCAAGGUCGUACGGAGUACGUACGUACUCGCUGAAUGAUCGUGUAUUUAAAUUUCUGGGAGCGAUACACACCCUUAUAGAGAGAUUUCAUUCCUGGAGUAACAACUAUGCCAUGAAAUGUAAUCAUUACUCUUUCAUCCUUUUGCAAGUUUUACCAGCACAAUCGUUUACCAUGUUCUUGAACCCGCGACAUCUCGAGGUUUUCUGAUGUAUCGAGCUAAUCUGAGCUAGUGCUCCAGAGCGUGAGCUGAAAGUAGGUUGGGAAUUCAUAACCAUGGACUGGACUACGGUUCUACGUAGUAUUAAAUUGACAGUCGCUCUUCAUUUUGCAGUGUAAGAUAUCCCAGGGUAAGGUAUAACGCUCACGUUACUCUACUUGUCAGUGAUCAUAUUUUUUUUUCGUCUGCAGCGAAACCAAAAGUCUCUUUGGCUCAGCAAGAGGUUACCAUAGAUGAAAAGGAAACCAUUUCACUCGACUGUUUUGCACGCGAAAAGCCAACGCCCAUAUUCACAUGGAAAUUCUUGCGGGACAUUCCUCGUAAGUAACAGAUCUUGUUUUCUAGGAUUUUGCGUCCGUUCUGAAGCAGAGGGACAGGGAAAAAUCGGAGGAUGCAUAGACUGUUAGUUAACUGUUUUUGAUAUAAAUAAGUUAUCAUUCGGAUCUAAUUCAGGCUUGAUACGUUGAUUAAAAGUUCUAUCCUUGAACUUUCACAACUUUGGUAUUCGAAUUUUUCGUCCCAUUAGUAUCGGGAGAUUCUUUUGACCGUACUGUCUAUUUGAUUUUGGACCCUAUAAUUUUAGAAGCUCCUGGGAACUAAUGUAUGGAGGUUGUAUUCCAACAUCCAGAGAAGCAUGCUGAGGGAUGACAUGUACUACAGUAUAUGCAACUGUGAAAUCCUGGUUACGCGCCCUGAAACGAUCUCGUAACGGGGUUUGGUUGUGUUUAUACUUAAUGCUCUACCUCUCAAUAUUUUUUAAGGCUUUCUACUUUCCACCUUAUUCUGAGAGAAUUGAAAAAAUCAUUUUGGAGUUUUCGCUGUUCCUCGUGAGUGCUAAGUCAAUAGCAGAAAGGUUACAAUUGGCAAAAAAGGGAGGCGCUCAUAAAUGAAUUAUAAACAUAGAAAAUGUAAGUUAGGGCAAAUAGGCUUGAUAAAGAAAUCCUCAAUUACAAAAGAUUUAAAAAGAGUUUUUUUUUUUAAUUUUCAGCGGCAUUCCUUGGGAAGAUGUCGCAAGGAAGCUUGAAAGAUGCUGAUGGAACUGUGAUUGGUUCACGUCUGACAAUUACAGGAGCCACAGUCGAAAACACAGGGUCCUACGAGUGCACCGCGACUAACACCCAUGGCACUGAUAUGGGACUGUCGAAACUCACUGUUAAAGCAGUUAUUAAUAGUAACGAAGGCUCUGGUGCUUAGAUGAUUUAAGGCAGGUUUUUUUUUUUCUGAAACGCUCAUUCCAUGUUGAAGAAGCCCUGCAAACUUUGGCGCGACUUUACUUUCUGUGUUCACUUCAUGUUCUAAUUCUUUCAUUUUAAUCAUAGAUCCAGAAGAUUAAUUCUGCAGUUCUUGGAAGUGGAGGAUCCCAUAAAAGGCGUAGAAGUAAAAAGAAUUCGAAAGUGUUU